Messenger RNA from Arachis duranensis, 1263 nucleotides. RefSeq lists its product as uncharacterized. The record is from RefSeq and is a predicted model, not a curated record. Gene Ontology annotation, molecular function: RNA-DNA hybrid ribonuclease activity; nucleic acid binding. NCBI's taxonomy places the organism in Eukaryota, Viridiplantae, Streptophyta, Magnoliopsida, Fabales, Fabaceae. Bases 1 to 1263 code for a protein of 420 amino acids. The transcript is spliced from 3 exons. Gene Ontology annotation, biological process: DNA integration.
AUGACUUGGGCCAUUGAGCUAUCUCAGUAUGAUUUACAAUAUGAACCCCAGCAUGCGAUUAAGGCACAAGCAAUGACUGACUUCUUGGUAGAAGUAAUGGGGGACCCAAUCGAGGAGGCGGGCACACGGUGGAGGCUCCAUGUGGACGAGGCCUCCAACCAGACGUCUGGAGGCACCGGGAUCAUCUUGGAAAGCCCUGCUGGGGACAUAUACAAACAAUCAAUCAAGUUUGAGUUUCUCGUGUCAAACAACCAAGCGGAGUAUGAGGCCCUCCUAGGCGGCUUGAUCUUAGCUCGGGAAGUCAGCGCAACGAAGCUGGAAGUGUGCAGUGAUUCGCAGGUCGUCACCUCACAAGUGAAUGGAAGUUACCAAGCCAGAGACUCGCUGUUGCAGAAAUACUUGGAGAAGGUCAAGGAGCUGAGCAAACAAUUCGAGGAGGUCGCAAUCCAACACGUUCCAAGGGAAAGGAACAUACGGGCAGACCUCCUAUCCAAGCUGGCGAGCACGAAACCGGGAGUCAGCAACCGGUCCCUCAUUCAAGGCAUGAUAAAAGAAGCAACAGUGACAGACUACGUGCUAAAAGAAGUCUACGAUGGAUGCUAUGGCCACCACAUCGGGGGCAAAGACCUAGCAAGAAAUCUCAUCCGAGCCGGAUAUUACUGGCCAUCGAUGAUGAUGGACUCGAAAGAGUUCGUAAGGAAAUGCGUUAAGGGCCAAGAGAACGCCAACUUCCACAAAGCGCUGGCAACCGAACUAAGCCUAUUGACGUCUUGCCGACCUUUUACACAGUGGGGAUUCGACCUACUCGGACCUUUCCUGAGGCAAGUGAUAACUCGAUUUGGCAUCCCGGAAGUCGUUGUUUUUGAUAACGGGACGCAAUUUUCCAACAAGAAGUUCGUGGAAUUCUUCAGCGGUUUGGGCAUAAAGCAGAAAUUCUCCUCUAUAGAGCAUCCCCAGACGAACGGCCAAGUGGAGGCCGCAAACAAGGUCAUCUUGCUGGGCCUCAAGAAGCGGUUGGAUAACAAGAAAGGAGCAUGGGCCGAUGAACUAGCCUCGGUCCUCAAGUCCUACCAAAAAACCAAGCAAUCGUCCACAUGGGAAACCCCUUUCCGCCUGACGUACGGGGUGGACGCAAUGAUACCCGUAGAGAUCGGCGAGCCGAGCCCACGAUUACUUCUGAAGGGAGUAGAGGAAGCGGUGGAAAAGGACCUAGCAGAUGAGGCUAGGGAGAUAGCCCAUUUGUCAGAAAUAGCACUAAAGUAA